AUGCCACCUGCAGUUAUCGUUGGAUGUGUAUGGAUCGGUACGAUCGCUUUUAUAGGUAUCGUACUGCGCUGUGUAGCUACGUUUUAUUACGACAAGCUUUCACGUUCGAGAGGUCGAGCAUUAUAUUCAAAUAAUGCUUACAUUAAUGGUGGAACUGUUAUGGAAUAUGAUAUAAGCAAUUCAGUCUUUAUAUCGGCUACAUUUGCAAGUUAUUAUUAUCAAUAUGAUAAAUAUAAUGGACCAUUUAAUAUGAAACUUGAAUUCUAUCCAACAGCUGAUUAUGUUGUUCAUGGAGGAGGAAUAGAUGAUGUAGGUGCUUAUGUCAUAACUGGUAUUUAUUCACCAAGAACUCUUCGAAUGAGUUUGGAAAAACAGUACCAAGCUGGAACAGGAAAUCCAAAACUAAAUUUAGGUCAUAAAGUGACAAUACAAGUAGAAUGGAAUCAAAAUAAUCUACAGUUUGAAGGCAAAUAUUAUUUUCAAAAUAAACAGUAUUAUGAUGAAAAUAAAUUUAUAAUACGAUAUGAAGGCGCAAUAGAUGACAAUUCAUAUUCAAUUAACUCUGCAAUAUGGGUAUUAUAA
Molecule: messenger RNA, 582 nt
Organism: Rotaria sp. Silwood2
Lineage: Eukaryota; Metazoa; Rotifera; Eurotatoria; Philodinida; Philodinidae
Source: the annotation of a GenBank genome assembly